GCACGGGCUAGAAAAAGCAUAUAAGCACGCCGAUUUCCCUGGUGUGCCAAACCGGAGCUGGCGUGACGUUGCUACUAUCGGCCCUUGUUUGCGUGGUAUAGUUUCUACCAAGAAGGUUCAGUUGAGCUUCUCUAUUCCAGUAUCACCAUGAAGUGCUUCAUCCUGCUACUUCUGAUUGGGGCUUGUGCUGCAGCAGCUAUCGAAGAUGACACCAAGGCAUUGGAGGCCUUAAUGCAAGCGAUUGACAGCAAUGAGCUAGAUGGAGUGUUGGAGAACAUGCGUCCACUGUCCCACACCCACUGUCACUGCUACAAACGAGAGGAAAACCAAUCAGAUGACAUCGAGCCAAUGCCCGCCUCAGUGAGGAACAGGGACGGACUCUUGCCCAUGAGGAAGAGCAGCCACAUCGCUUGGGGAUGGUGGGGACACCACCACCAACACCAUCACUGCCACUGCCACUAGCUCAAACGAGAUGACAACCAAUCAGAUGGCAGGCGUAAUUAGACCAUGAGCCUGUUACUGGGGCAAAUCGUGGAAUAUGGCAAGACAGCACGGCAAGAUACAUGGCCUGGACGGGCAUUGUGCCCGGCUUAGUUAACGUAGAAUUAGUAGUGAAGUCGUUCCUUUUAUUGUGAUUUGAUUAAUUCUUUCGUCUUUCAGUCAUUUUAGUUUUGGAGCCGGUUGUCUUACGUGUAAAUCACACAUUGUUUCUGAUACUCAAUCAAUAUUUGAUUCAAACUAUCUUCAAACAAUACUGACCAAGAUGGUGGAGUUUGAAAGAAAAAAAAACAACCGGAAAACAGACAAGUUCCUGAGUAACGCAUGAGGUAAACGUAAUGGCAGAAUAAGAAGGAGGGACGUUGCUUGCUGGUUCGAGUACGUACCUCCAUUUUGUAACUGCCUUUUACAAAUAAUGUUCCUCAAAUAAUACAAAACUGCUAUAAGGACUUUUGGGAAAAGCGCGAAAAAGAAAACGGCAAUUUCUCAACGAGGACAGACGGCUUUUUAAGUUCUUUUCUUGUUUUGUUGUUUUGUUUUCUCGUAUAUCUUUCACAAGAAAGUCAUAAUUACUAUGUGAAAUCAACUUAAAUUUAAAGACUGUUCGAACCAAUUUAAGACACUAUAGUCACGUACGCAUAUAAAUAAGAUACGGAACAAAAUCAGGUGAUAUACAUUCGCUUACUUAUACGAUCACGGACUUAUUGUACUUAGGCAAAACUUUUUGUGUCAAGCUAUCAUCAUUUUUGCUUCAAAUAGGUCCCAGAAUAGAUCGGGUUUUACUCUACAAAGUGGAUCUUUAAAAGUAAAAUAUUAAGACACUUUGCAACGAUUUCUAUUUACAGACAGAUACAUCAAUGUAGACUCGUAUCUUACUACCUUAUGAUUCUUUCAUUGGUUCAGGUUAUCUCUAACUUUUUUUCAACUU
Molecule: messenger RNA, 1426 nt
Organism: Patiria miniata (bat star)
Lineage: Eukaryota; Metazoa; Echinodermata; Asteroidea; Valvatida; Asterinidae
Exons: 6
Coding region: 148-462 (104 amino acids)
Source: RefSeq, a predicted model, not a curated record